UGACUCGCCGCUGCGCGCCCGGUAACGAGCGGCCGGGACAGCGCCCAGGCGCGGGGCUGGCCGUGCCUCCCGCUCCGCUCGUUCCUCAGCCGCCGCUGCGGGCGAACCGGCCCCCGCCUGCCUCCCGGUGCCUCCCGGUGCCUCCCUCCAGCCCCCCGCUUUCCCCCGCCUGCCCCCUGCCCGUUCCCCGCCCUCCCCGGCCUGUCCCCCACCUUCCCGCCGCCUUUCCCCCGCUUGYCCCCCGCCUUUCCCCCUUCUGCUCCCGGUGCCUCCCGGUGCCCCCCGCCCGCCGCUCUCGGUGCGCGGCGCUCCCGGGGCCCUGUCCGCUCCCAGCGGGCAUGGAGCGGCUGCAGGUGGAUGCGCAGGCCCUGGAGGAGUACGCGGAGUACCGGCGAAUUGUAGGUGAUGAUGAUGGAGGAAAGCUCUUUACUCCUGAGGAAUAUGAGGAGUAHAAAAGAAAAGUAUUACCAGCUCGGCUAAAGAACAGGUUGUAUGUGAGCUGGAGAUCACCAACUGGCAUGGACUGCAAGCUUGUGGGACCAGAGACACCGUGCUUUUGCACUCACCGGUACAAACAACACAAAACAGACUAUGAGGAGCUUCCCAAAGAGCGCCCUAUCAGUGUGCCUUGCAGAGUGAAGCGCUGUCCGUGCCAGUCGUACCAGUUUGUGCCCCUGAAUGGCACCCAGCCCAUCCGCUGCCGCUGCAAGCACUUCCCCGAUCAGCACAGCGCAGCGCCCGGCUUUGCCUGUAACUCCUGUUCCAAGUGUUCAGGCUUUCAUAGCUCCUUUACCUGUGCAUGUGGUCAGCCAGCAUAYGCUCACGAAACRGUUGUGGAAACGAAAGAGGAGCGCWUAGCCCAAGGAAAGCCCGUGGGGCAGGAUGUUCCUUACGCUGCCAUGGGAGGACUGACAGGUUUUAGUUCUCUAGCAGAAGGCUACAUGAGGCUYGAUGACAGUGGAAUAGGUGCUCCUCCUGCUGAACUUUUAGAUGCCCCCAUUACUAGCAUGGAUCAUCCAUUUCUGAAAGCAUUUCAGGGCCCUUCUAGUUCUACUCAAACCAUCCCACAAAUAGCAGGUAGUUCAAGUGCCACAGGGCAAGUUUCUCAUGGAAAACAGUCAGAAGCUGAUGACAUGGCUUACUUUGAAAAACGUUAUCAAGAACGGCUUAAAAUGGAGAAAGCUGCUAAACGGAAAGAGAGGAGUCCAGCACCAUCAAAGAAGCCAUGAGAUUAAUAAAUAAAUAUUUAUUAUUUGACACAUUGUUUGUUUUUGCAUUGAGUAUUUUUCUCUAUGCCUACCUGCAUACUUGUAAUUAUUAGUUUAUUUAUUCUGUUGAUUUGUUAUUUUGCUGAAAUUAAUUUUUAAUUAUCUUGCUUUAAUAUAACUGGUUCUCUGAYUGAUAUGUUUCUAAUCUCCAGAACUGCUACACAGAUAUUUCUUUGAGAAUGGAGAACCAUAUUUAGGGAGUURCAGAACUGUUAUUUAAGGUCUGAGAGAAUAACUUGUAUUUAAAUUGUAGAUUCCAGGAGGGCAAAGAAAAUAUGUCUUAUUCUUAGACUUUUAUGAUAUAUUUUCUUUAUUUGUUGAGUCCUUUGAACUCAUCUUGUUCAUGGAUAUUACAUGGUGAGAUUUGUUUUGUUAAUAUUGACAUUUUAAUAUUUUCUUUAAACCUUUUCUUCCCUUUCUUUCCUCUUCWGUUGGUUUCAUUUUCUUGACAUAAAAUUCAGACAUACCCCAUUUCUCUCACACUUCUGUAGGCAGCGUUCUUGCCAUCAUAUAAAUAUUUUUAUAAAGUGUGACGUUCUGUACACUUGUAAAACCAUUUCCACACUUAUGAGGUACUUGAAGGGAUCUUGCUUGUAUACUUUAUCCCAGAUUUCUCUGGUGAUACCAUUCUUCCAAUUCUGUUUGUUUGUUACUGUUCAUAACAAUUCUGACACUAAAAUUCUGAAAGCCUUAAGUGGAAAUGAAGAGGUUAUUUAUAGCAUGUAAACCAAUAAUUGCAUGCUGUUGGGUACAAACUUAUUUAUCCAACAUAUUCAUAAUGUCUGAUCCAGCACAGACUGAAUCACCUCAAGGAGAUGUGCUUUUGUAUUCUUUGUUCAUAUUCACGGUUGUGGCAGCAUACGUUGUAUUGAAUGUAGUGGACAGAAAAUACAAAAUUAAGUGAC
Messenger RNA from Malurus melanocephalus (red-backed fairy wren), 2173 nucleotides. RefSeq names its product family with sequence similarity 221 member A (gene FAM221A). NCBI's taxonomy places the organism in Eukaryota, Metazoa, Chordata, Aves, Passeriformes, Maluridae. Bases 339 to 1229 code for a protein of 296 amino acids. The record is from RefSeq and is a predicted model, not a curated record. The transcript is spliced from 7 exons.